AAAAAAAACCCCCAAACCAAACCCUAGCCCAAUCUUCUUCUCCCCUUUUCCUUCCUUCGCUCCUCGCUUCCGACGACGGGCGCCCGCCCGCCGGCCCGGCAUUCCAGAAGCUUCUCGAUCCUAGGUUGCGGCGAUGUGCCCUACGGGGGUGUAGGUUUUGGGGGCGCGAAGGGGAGGGGAGAAGGUAUGGAGGGCGGGGGCGGCGGGGAGGGGAGCACGAGCGGGGCGAGGUUCCCGAUUCUGCAGGCCAACCGGGACCCGGAGUCGAACUGGGAGGUGGACGUCGCCAAGAGCCUCGAGGAGUACCUCCUCAGGAUCUGCUCCGGCGAGAUUAAUGGGGAGGACGCGGCCCAUUCCGUCAACUUCGCCGAAGCUGCACUAUUACUCCAGGGAUCGGUCCAAGUUUACAGCCGGAAGGUGGAGUACUUGUACACCUUGGUGCUCAAUGCUCUGGAAUUUCUCUCGCAAAAGAAGCAAGAUCAGGAAAAUAAUUCAACUCAAACUAAUGAAAAUGAUCCUAGCACAGUACCAAAUGAUGAAGAUGAUGUAUUUUCAGGCCUCGAUGAUGUCCCAGUGGAAGCAAGGACCACUUUGGAUAACAAUGUUGACCGAGAUGACUUGCAAAGAAAAAUCAUGAGGCCACCGGCAAAUCUUCUGGUUUUUGAAGGAGACUGUCUGGAUAGUGAAGCGAGCGAGCUAGACUCAUAUUUGUUAGCAACAUGUGUGUUUUUUGGAGAUUUUCUCUUGUUGGAUCCAUGCGAUGCACCAGCUGUUUCUGACUUUUUGGGAGGAAAGCAUUCUGCCAAAAAAGAUAUUUUUGCUGGCAGGGGCAGUUCUGCACGGUCUAAAAGCCGAAGCAAUGUUUUUGUUUCCCCAAAUGGAAGAUCCGGGGGCACUGGUCGUAGACCUAUCCCUGGAAAAGUCCAAGAGGGAAAUCCAGAACAAACUCAGGAGAGCAACCCUGACCAAUCUCAAGAAAUGAAUGCAACUCAAACCCAAGAAAGUAUCGAUGACUUAAAUGUAAAUGACAAUCAUUGGUCUGAUCACUCUGUUGACCAUGAUUUUCCUGAUAAUGACAAACCCCACCCAGAAGAUGCAGACACUGGGUGCCCAGAUGCUGGGAAUGAUUCUGAUUCUGAUGAUGAUCCCUGGAGGCCAUUGAAUCCCCAUGAACCUGGCAACCUAAAGAUUAGACCUUACAGGAAAGUAAAAGGUUUUGCAAGGCAGGUCACUGGUGCCCCCAAAAGGAAAAUGAUUGCAUCUCUAUUUCCUAUGGCAAAGAUGGAUGGUGUCAUUAGUCCUGAUCUGGCAAAAUCUUUUGAAGUACAUCUGUCUCAGCAAGAAACAAGUCAUGCUUCUGAAUCACCUCCUCUCUAUGAAAAGCUUAGGAGGUCCCUUGAACAUGGAGAACGAGAAAGUCAACAUGUAUUUGGAGAUUUGAAGGAUGGAAAUGAAGCGGAUAUUGGUUUAAAUGACUUUGAUGAUAUUCAUGAGCCAGAUAUGCCGGAUGAUGUCUGUGACAUGGAUGUUGAUAUGGACAUACCAACAUACCCUGACAAGAAUAAUGAUGCAACAUUGGAUGGAACUCAAGGCACACAGGAUAGCACGGAUGCACAUGAAAGCCUUGAAGAUUUGUGUCGGUCACAUCUGGAUGCUCUCCUUGCUAGCAUAGCUGAGGCUGAACAGCAGACAGAGCUGGAUGCACGGGUUUCGACAUGGAAAGAGCGAAUUGAGCAUGCCUUGGAAGAGCAGGAUAGAAACCCACCUUUUGAUAUUGGUUCUUACGGAGAGCAAAUCAUCGACACACUCUCAUCAAGAGCUGAGAAUGAAGGGAUCGCAUCCUUCUGUGACAUUGUUAGUGGCAAACCAAAGUAUGAGGUUGCAAGGACAUUCUCUGCCCUUCUCCAGCUGGUGAAUGGCAGAAGUGUUGAUCUGGAUAAAGGACAGGCUACAAAUGAGCUGGUAUGCUACACAGCUUCUAACCCAUUCCAUGUAAUGCUCAUUGGUCCCAACCAGAGACCAGAAAUCGAGGCACGUUUCGCACGAAAGAGGGUCAAGUCGCCUCUACAAAAUAAAGGCGGCGAUCCCUCUCCAACACAACAGAAGUUGCCUAAGAAACAGACGCAUAAAAACGGCAAGGUUCCGGUGAAGACGGCGAUUAAAUUGACUCCUGAUGGAAAGCGAAGGCGGAGAUCAACUCAGAUGCUGCGCCCGAUCAAUCUGGAAUCCAGCGGAUGAAGAUGAGUGACAGACUGACUACUCAUGAGCAUUACAAUUAUGAUUCUUCUCUUUGUAACCUGAGUUUCCAGCAACCAUAAGUUAUGACAUAGGCCCUAGCUAGAUGAGAUGGUGUACAUGUACAAUAGAUCGUUGUAUUGUGCUUCUGCUGCCUGUAUGUAGUGUUAGCUGGGCAAGUGGUCUGUUGCUAGAAUUGCCCUUAUAUGUCAUGUCUGUAUGGGGGACAUAGGCACAUAGUUGACAGAUUCUUUUGUUUUAAUUCAAUAACUGAACUACCAUCUGGUUAGCCUAUGGUUUUGUACAUGAGAUAAUCCUGUGCCUAUGAGCUCUUUUCAUUGUACAAAUUCUCAUCACUGGAGUGCUGUGCAAUCUGCAUGAGCUAGAACCCUGGUAAUAUCGGAGAAAUAAAAGCAUAU
Oryza brachyantha (malo sina) is the source of this 2654-nucleotide messenger RNA. Its product is annotated as condensin-2 complex subunit H2. NCBI's taxonomy places the organism in Eukaryota, Viridiplantae, Streptophyta, Magnoliopsida, Poales, Poaceae. The record is from RefSeq and is a predicted model, not a curated record. Gene Ontology annotation, molecular function: chromatin binding. The transcript is spliced from 11 exons. Gene Ontology annotation, cellular component: condensin complex; nucleus. Gene Ontology annotation, biological process: mitotic sister chromatid separation; meiotic chromosome condensation. Bases 187 to 2238 code for a protein of 683 amino acids.